AUGGAUCGGAGUUUAGAUGAGAUCAUUGCGGAACGCCCUCAGAGGCAGAAUCGCGGCCAGAACAGAAGCGGUCGCGGCCAAGGUCGCCGCUCCAACGGCGUCAAAAAGCCUUAUCGAGACGAACGUGUUGAUUUGGACCUUGACUGGGUACACGACAAGUAUGAGGACGAGCGAGACUCCCGCCCCUCGCGCUCCUCCCGGAGGCCUCGCGGUGAUCGAUACUCCCCGUCUCCGGACCGAGCUCCAACCGGAACGAGGCUCCGCAUCGACAACCUUCACUACGAUAUCACAGAGAACGAUCUGGAGGAGUUAUUUAAGCGAAUCGGAUCCAUCUCGAAUGUCUCGCUUGUCUACGACCGCGCCGGACGCUCGGAAGGCGUCGCUUACGUUACAUACAACCGCUACACGGACGCAAAGGCCGCGAUAGCCGAAUUCGACGGCGCAAACGCCAAGGGUCAACCCAUCCGCAUAUCAGUCGCAUCCUCCGCCCCCCGCCGCGAGCGAAACCCGUUUGACCACGUCGAGAGACCCAAGGGUAGUCUCUUCGACCGCGUGGAACGUCCCCACGGUCGCGACGCCCGCAGUCUAAGCCCAGGAAGCCGAAGUGAAGACGCCGAGGGUGCUCCCCGCCGUCGCCGUGGUGGCCGUGGUGGCCGUGGUCGCGGAGGCUCAAAUUACCGUCGCAGUGACGUCUCCAAACCCGCCCCUGAGAAUAUCGACCGAUACGUCCCCGGACAACGUUCUCCGGCCCGCCGGACCGGUGGUGGUCGUCGUCAGGGCGAGAACAGAGAACCCCGCCCUCGGGGUAAUGCCCGGCCCAAGAAGACGCAGGAAGAGCUGGAUCAGGAGAUGGAAGAUUAUUGGGGUACGUCGACGACUGGUGCUGGUGCGGCUGGUGGUGAUGUUGCGGUCGAGCAAGCGGCUCCUGCUCCUGCUGCUUCUGCUGCACCUGCUGCAGAUGACGACAUUGAUAUGAUUGAAUAG
Messenger RNA from Aspergillus calidoustus, 984 nucleotides. The record is from the annotation of a GenBank genome assembly. NCBI's taxonomy places the organism in Eukaryota, Fungi, Ascomycota, Eurotiomycetes, Eurotiales, Aspergillaceae.